This is a messenger RNA of Pomacea canaliculata, 2435 nucleotides long. Its product is annotated as sulfotransferase family cytosolic 1B member 1-like. Bases 675 to 1544 code for a protein of 289 amino acids. Gene Ontology annotation, molecular function: sulfotransferase activity. NCBI's taxonomy places the organism in Eukaryota, Metazoa, Mollusca, Gastropoda, Architaenioglossa, Ampullariidae. The transcript is spliced from 2 exons. Gene Ontology annotation, cellular component: cytoplasm. The record is from RefSeq and is a predicted model, not a curated record. Gene Ontology annotation, biological process: sulfation.
GAGAUUGUCGACAAUAGUUUGUACGAAGCGAUUACCGGAUGACACCACAGGUGUGACAUUAAAUUGAUUUUUCAUAACCUGUUCGAGUAAUCGUGUGACCGCAUAUUGCAAUAGUCGACAUACACAGGGUAGGCAGAAUCAAAGAAUCCCACAUUAAAAUUGAUAAUAGUUUUAUUAACUAUAUUGACAGAUUGUCGUGGAACAUAUAUUUAAUGUGGAUGAACUUUUCUGCGGUGUUUAAACAUUUCCACAUAGCACGUACGGCACGAGAAUAACUCGAUCAGGGGUGUGAAUAGGGUAGGAAGGGUACCGAGGAUAAGGCAUGGCGGCGAGGUUUCCGUUAUCUACAAUUUCCAACAGGCACCCCUUGACGUGCAAGGUGGAUGUGAAAACGAGCAUUUUUUAUGGGGGAUCUAGCUCGAUCCUGCGGCAGCAGCUCAAGCGCCGCGAAAUGUGUACCACUGUUACAGUUUUCACGACUUGAAAAGGAGGUCGACGCUGCGAGUGCGCAGUGCGUUAGGACUACAUAGCUACGCCUUAUAUAAACGUCACCUGUGCACCCCGAUCACAGCGCUCGGGGAUUCCUCUGAUAUACUGUCAUCUAUAGUAUUCACACGGUUCCUCAUCGCUGGAGGAAGGAUAAACAAGGCUUUGAUACAUUUAAGUUUUUGAACAUGCCACUUGUACGACUACCUGAUGCUGGAGGCAAUACAAUUCUUUUAAUGAAGUACGGUCCGCAUGGAUACCUUGGAAUACCUGAUGCCACAGAGGAGCAUCAGUCCAUGGUGCACACAACACCACUACGUCCUGAUGAUGUUUUGCUGUGUUCAUACCCGAAAACUGGUUGCCACUGGUUGUGGGAAAUUGCCCGUAUGCUACUUGCAGGGACCACCCAAAUAGAAUGUACAGAAAAAGAAAAAUGUAUGCUUGAAUUUGCAUCAAGGGAGGCUGUAGAGUCAGUGCCAUCACCCCGUGUUCUCAACACUCAUUUCCUGUUUAACCAGCUACCCCAGGAAGUUCACAAAGGUCAGAACAAGAUUCUCUUCAUCUAUCGUAAUCCCAAAGAUGUGGCAGUUUCCUUCUAUAAUCACCAUGUCAAGUUUCCUGAGUAUGAGUAUUCUGGGAAGUUCUCAGACUACCUGACACUCUUUCUCAAUGGCCAUCUUGAUUCUGGAUCAAUGUUCACCUACAUGCGGGAUUGGGAAGCAGUGAUAAAUUCAAAUCCAGACCUACCCAUCUUUGUUGUAAGCUAUGAGGAUCUUCAGGAAGACACCUUAGAGAAAACCAAGGAGCUAGCAAGGUUUCUUGAAAGUACAGCAAGUGAGGAAGUUGUGAAAGAAAUUGUUGCUAAGUGCAGCUUUAAUUCUAUGAAAGAACGCAAAGGUCAACAGUGGACUGAGACCUUUGGAGAGGCCGUUAUGUAUCGAAAAGGAAAAGUUGGAGACUGGAAAACAUGGUUCACAGUUGCUGAAAGUCAGAUGUUUGAUGCUGUUUGUGAGAAAGAAAUGCCAGGAACAAAGUUCAAUUUUCGCUACACAUUUUAAUGAGCGACCUUCAACCUGCCAGUAACACACCAGAAAAGGAAAAGAAUUAGUCUUUUCUGAACCACACAAAUGUUUUACUUGCAUAGCAGUUUACAAUCUUAAUGUCUGUAUCUGAUAUAAGGGUCAUCCACAUUACUAGCGAUAUGGCUGAAUGGGUCAUAAUCACUAACAUUAUCACUCAAGUAUGCUGUACAGGCAACCAUAGGAAAUUGCAAAAUGAAGCUAAAUGGCUUCAUCAUCAUCAUCUGUCUCAAGUGAAUAAGUACCUAAAGGAUUUUUGUGUGAAACUCUCUGCUAUAAUGCUGCUUUUACAGAGUAUGCUGUCUUGCGGAUAGUACAUAUACAACGUUGAUCUUAAUAUAUAGUAUAUACUAUUCAACAGGUCUUUCCAGACUUUAUUAUGUUAACUCUCUACUCACUGGCUGUCCAUGAAACAUAAUUGACAAAUUAAAGAGAAUUUAGCUUUGCUGCAUGCCUAGUUGUCAAUUCAAGAAAGCCUAAUUAUGUCACACCUUUUUUCUUCUCUAGCUGUCUCCAAGUCCAAGUUGAUUACAGUCUGACUGUGAUAUGUCAUACCUUUAUCUGUGGCUCCUUCCCUGCCUCCAUAUCUAAUAUACUUGCUGUCUAGUCUCCACCAAGACACUUUGUUCUUGGCAGACCAAUCUAUCCUGCGAAAAGUUUUCACCUUAAGGUUUGAUGAACAAUCUUUCUGCUGUGCUGGACCCAAACUAUGGUACUGAUAAUGUACUCAGGUUGUCAUCAACCAGACCCUUCCUCUCCUCAAAAAAUGUAGUAAUGAUACUUUUAAUAAUGAUCAUGAAUUAAAUUAGUUUUUUUGAUACAUUUUUUCAAGGUUUUGCUUGCAGAUUAAAGAAUACACAGAUCACCUGA